Molecule: messenger RNA, 795 nt
Organism: Peronospora matthiolae
Lineage: Eukaryota; Oomycota; Peronosporomycetes; Peronosporales; Peronosporaceae
Source: the annotation of a GenBank genome assembly
AUGCGUUGCUGUCAAAUGGUCAUGGGUCCAGCAGGGACUGGAAAGUCCACGUACUGCAACAACAUGCACGAGUUCUGUGCCGCGUCAGGACGUAUGACGUACGUUGUGAACUUGGACCCAGCCGCUGAACAUUUCGACUACCCCGUGGCGUUUGAUAUUCGUGAUUUAAUCAGUGUCGAAGACGUGAUGGAAGAACUGGACUAUGGACCCAAUGGAGGCCUCAUCUACUGCAUGGAAUAUCUCGUGCAAAACCUCGACUGGCUGCAAGAUUUGCUGAGCGAGUACAGUGAUGAGGACUACUUUAUCUUUGACUGCCCAGGCCAGAUUGAGUUGUACUCGCACCUUCCAGUCAUGAAACAGCUCUGCGACUCGUUAAAGGACUGGGGCUUUAACAUUUGCUGCGUUUACUUGAUUGAUUCUUUAUUUAUCGUUGACCCGACCAAGUUCAUCUCGGGUGUGCUCUGCUCGCUGUCGGCAAUGGUGCAGCUUGAGCUGCCUCACAUCAACGUGCUCACGAAGUGUGAUCUGGUCGACGAGAAAGAGUUGUCGAAGUAUCUGGAUCCGUCAGACGGGUACCUUCUGGAAAACCUUGCGAACGCCACUGAUCCCAAGUGGCGCCCUUUGAGUUCAGCGAUUUGUAACGUGAUCAACGACUUCAAUAUGGUUGCCUUUGUUCCCAUGAAUAUUAAUCGCGAAGAGAGUAUCGAGGCCGUGCUCAUGCACGUCGACCAUGCUAUCAACUAUGGCGAUGACUUGGAGCCUCAGGAGCCAAAAGACCGAGACGUCGACGAGUGA